GGUGGAAGCGUCCAGAACGAGCGCCAACGACGAGUCGUCACCUUCCUCGCGAACACUCGCGAACGCUCUCCUCUCCAUCUCCCGAUCGCCCUCCGCCCGCCGCCCGCGCCGCAUAAAUGGCGGAUCCGCUCGUCUUCCUCCUCAUACAGAAGAAGAAGCAACGCGCUCGCCAACGACGACGACGACGACGAACUAGGGAAAAGCGGACCGCAUCGCGCGCCGGUAGCUGACCUCACUCGGCCCCGUGGAGAUCCAAAAGGUUUUUUGGUGGUGGUUGUUCGUCUCGGAUUAUCUUCUGGCCGCACCGCACAUCGGGGGCAGCUCUGCUCUGUAUCAGCCCUAGAACCUGUUCGGCAGGUCUAGGUAUUUAUCAAACUAGUAUAUACUAAAUUAGUUAGUGAUGUAUCCUGCAAACCAGUACAUGGAUCCAUACUAUUCACAUUACAGAAAUCACGCUCCUUACGCACAUUAUCCUCCUUCUGGGUGUUGGGAAGUUAGUCAUCCACGGAUGGCAAUGGACUCGUCCUGUCGACCGCCGAGCUAUGGACCUUGGCCUAACAUGAACCACCUGCAUCCUCCAGAGUUUCAUAGCUGCUGCAACCACACAUAUCCUCCUGGUUACUACAGUUUCAGGCUACCAUCCCCUCAAGAAAUUCCACCACCUCAUCUGUAUUACCAUGGUCCUUUUCCACAACACCCGAAUGCCUACCCUUCUUACUUUGCACGUCCACCGCCGUAUCCUGUUGAUCAGACAGCAUACGGCUAUGACAAGUUCAAGAGCCAUUGCUGUGGAUGCCCAAACCAUAGUUGCCAUGGCGGCGAGAGGAGCAAUAUUAAAAUUGAAGAAGAGAGGCCUGAAGUCAAUCCCGACACUGAGCAGAGGGAUGCCAGCGGUUCUGAUAUAGUUCGACAUCCAAAUUACCAAAACCAGGCUAUAUGGCUUCCUUCUGGCAACAUGAAUGAUAAGGAGAACAAAAAAAGCAUGGAAUUGCCACCUCAGUUCUACAAUGGUUGGAUUCCUGUGAGUGGUAAGUGGGUUGGGGAUGUGAAGCAACAAGAUCAGGAUGAUCAGAAGGCUAAACAAUUUCAGUGGCCAAUAUUUUGGAUGCCAGCAGGAUAUAAUGAGAAAAGGCAAGAAGCAAAAGAACUGAAGGAGGUGGAUGAAAGUCCAAAGGUUUCUGAAGAAGCUCCUCCAUCGCCCAAGAUCAAGAUUAUUCCCUUGUCAUGGUUUGAAAAUGGUCACAAUGAUCAGAAGCCAUCUGUGAAGGAUGAAUCUCAUCAUAAUGAAAGAUCAACAGUGAAGAAGCAGUCUGCAGGUACUGAGCAUCAAGAUGGCAGGGAAAUGAAGAAUAUUCCACUUAUGCCCAAGAAAGAAAGCGAAGAGAAGAUGCCCGCCAGGGAAAAUUACAAGACAAUUCCAGUGAUGCCUAGGAAAGACAAUGAAGAAAACAAACCCGCUGGUGGUAAUUACAGGAUUAUUCCUGUUAUGCCUGUGAAAGAAAGCGAUGACAAGAAGCCUGAGGCAAGUGUGCAGAGAGAUGAAAAGAAGGCCAGCAGCACUGAGAUGGAAGAAGAAAAUGGUAAAAGAAGCAAUGAAGAAUCAUCAAAAGCAAAGAAUUCAAAAUUGCCUCCUGUAUGUUUGCGGGUGGAUCCUUUGCCCAGGAAGAAAUCUGGAAGUGGUUCUUCAAGGUCUCCCAGUCCACCAACCAGGAAGGAUGCAGAUAUAGCCAAGAAGGAUGUUAAAGAGAUCCAUAUGCAAAAACAGGACGCUAAACAGUCAGAUCCAAAGAAGGAGAGAACUGUAUCUGAAGCUAAAGAAAAAGCACAUGAUGAAAUGAAUAAAGGGAGGGCAUAUGGCAAUGAAACCGUGCAAGCUGCUUCUGUGAAACAAAUGCAGGAGGAACAAUUUCCCAUGAGUCUGGCUGACCAGAAGGUGCAAGCUACUGGAGUAAAUUUUGAUGCUCAGGAAAAUGUUGGUGAGAAGAAUUUGCAGGGAUCUGACAAAAACACAGAGGGUGAGGCGAAAAUUCAAGGUGAGCCUGCAAAAGACUAUGAUACAACUCCCAGCAUUAAUUUCUCAGAAGUAGAUGCAGCAGUUUGUAUUCAGUCUGCAUACCGGGGAUAUAAUGUGCGAAGAUGGCAACCUUUGGAGAAACUCCGGAUGAUCAAGAAUGUAAAUGAACAGAUGAAAGAUCUGAAGGAGCAGUUGCAAGGCAUUGAAGCUUCUUCCAAGCAACUGACUGUUAAAGAGCAAGUGGCUAUCAAUGAGACUAUCAUGAAUUUACUCCUGAAGCUUGACACCAUUCAGGGCUUGCAUCCAACUGUAAGGGAGGCUAGGAAGUCUGUUGCUCGAGAGCUAAUUAGUCUGCAGGAGAAACUUGAUUGUUUAUGCAAGCAAUCAUCUGGCGAGUCUAUUCACACAAAUGGUGAAAAAGAGAAACCAGAGGCAAUGGAGAAUAAUUUUCAAAAUACAGAUCCAGUCUCAGCAAUAGAAGCAUCUGAGAAACAGGAAAAAGCUGCAGGAGUGGAUGAAGAACAAGGCCUGUCCACAAUCAACUCCAAGCUGUUGAUGCCUGAUGCAGUUUCAUCAGUAGUUUCAAUGUAUACGACACAAGAUGCAGAUCCUAGUGAUCAUAUAGAAGAGUCAAAUACUACUAAGGAAGAAGCGCCUAAUAAUGGAGGGAAAGUUGCAACACAGUGUGACUGUCAAGGAGAACCAUCAAUGGAUGUGAUGGGUGAUGCAGCUUUGUUGGGACAUUCCACUGAGCAGAAGCAACAAAUAGAAGAAUCAAAUGCCAUUUCAAUGGACAAAUCGUGUGAAAGAGAAAAAGAUGUACCCCCGGUUGGAGGACAGGAAAUACCAUCAGGGGACCACAUGGAACCGUUACAUGAUGAAGCUUUAUCAGAGAACUCCAAUGAGCUGCAACAGUGCACAACUAGUGAGAGAUCAAGUACAAUGAUUUCUCCUGCUGCCGCUGACAACAGUAUGAUUACUAUGGCUGCAACAUCUGUUGAAAGUAGUGUGUCAGCUGAUAAAGUCAGCCCAGUUGAAGGUCAGGUGACAGAAGCUGCAGUUGAGCAUGCUCCUGUGGAAAAAGAUCAGUGUGAAGAACCAAACACUACAAUUGUUGAUUCGGGGGACUCAUCAGUAUCCUUGAAGAAUGAAGAGCUGCAGGAUCAUGAUCAAGCUCCUUCAGGAUCCUCUAUUAUGUCCAAUUCAGCCGAGCAGCCAGAAGAAGCUAGCGAUGUGAACAUGCAGCAACAAGUUGAAAAUGUGGAUACCACACAAGAUGCAACCGAAGAAUCUGAUGCUACACCAGAGAUUGGUAUGGUUGAUGUUACCUAUGCAGACACAGAAAAUUAUGUGCAGUCUCCCUUGCUGCAAACAACAUCAAAAUUGCAAUCAACAACAGGACAAAAUGUCCUGAAGGAACCAGAAGCAGCAAAGCAAUCUGACGUUUCUGGUGAAUAUGAGUCAGUACUUGUUGGUAAGCAAAAUGAAUCCGCUAACAAUCUGACAGGAGAUUCUGCGAAAGAAGAGCCCCCUCUUGUGGGACUGGGAAUGGAAGCUGAUACUCAUGAAAGUGCUCCUAGAGAAUUGAAGGAUGAACCUAUUUUGCCAGAGACGGAGAGAAGUGAAUUAUCAUGUGAACAUGGUGACAUCACAGGACAUGAGGAUUCCGAAAUGUAUGCGCCACCGGAAUGCGAAACCGAUGUGCAGAAAGAGAGUUGCUGCGUUGAUAGGCGUCGUGCGGACAUGCAGGUGCCAAAGGAAGUUGAAUGCGAUGAGCUGGGAGAUGAUAAUCCGAAGGAAGAUGCUAGUGUUCAGACAGAGAACAUGGCAUCUGAAGAAGCUUCCUUGGCUUCUGCAACUCCUGAUGGUAUGAAAGAUGAGAACAAGGUUGCUGAAGAAACUACUUCAGAUUAUGCGACUCCUUAUAGUUCAAAGAGUGACAAUGAGAACAAACUUGCUGAAGAAAACCAGAAGCUGAAAGAGAUGCUGCAAAACCUUCUUGCAUCUGGCAGCGAUCAGAUGGGAGUUAUCACGGAACUGAGCGAGAAGGUCAAGACGCUUGAGCGUAAGCUGGCGCGCAAGAAGAGGCCAAAGGUAAGGGUACACAGACCAACCAGGCAAGCAACGGCCAAAGUCCACUGAAGAUGAUCUCUGAAGUUUUGAGUUUGUGUUUAUGGAUUCCAUGUAGCUGUUUGUAACCAUGCCUGUAUGAAUGUACUACUUGUAAUGUACACAUGAGUGUUGUGGUACUAUGCAUUGGAGAAUGUAAGAUCAUGCCUGUGUUGGGUCCUUGUAAUGCUCAUGUAGCCUAGUUUAACACGGAGUAUCAAUGUCAUAAGGGAGUUGAAUA
Molecule: messenger RNA, 4364 nt
Organism: Oryza sativa Japonica Group (Japanese rice)
Lineage: Eukaryota; Viridiplantae; Streptophyta; Magnoliopsida; Poales; Poaceae
Product: BAG family molecular chaperone regulator 6
Biological process (GO): protein folding
Cellular component (GO): plasmodesma
Molecular function (GO): protein-folding chaperone binding
Source: RefSeq, a predicted model, not a curated record